AUGGCAGUCAUUGGUUCUGGACCUGCCGGAUUCUAUACUGCAUACAAGGUAAUGUCGAAGAUUGAGAACUCGGUUGUGGAUAUGUAUGAGCAUCUGCCAGUCCCGUUCGGCUUGGUGAGGUUUGGGGUGGCCCCGGAUCAUCCUGAGGUGAAGAAUUGUCAAGAUAAAUUCGAAGAAGUGGCCGAGUCUCCGAGAUUCAAUUUUGUGGGCAAUAUAUCAAUUGGAGAUGAUGUUGGCGCGUUGCCUCUGCGAUCGCUUCUUCCACAUUACGAUGCUAUACUUUUCGCUUAUGGGGCAUCUCGAGACAGAACGUUAGGCAUACCUGGGGAAGACACAUUGAAGGGCAUAUACUCAGCUCGAGCCUUUGUUGGAUGGUAUAAUGGCCUGCCAGAGUAUUCAGAUCUAGCUCCAGAUCUGACUCUGGGCGAAGAAGCUGUGGUUGUUGGUCAGGGAAAUGUUGCAUUAGAUGUUACCCGGAUACUAUUGCAAGAUACAAGCGUUCUGAAGUCAACUGAUAUUACCGAGAAUGCAAUUGAAACUCUGCAGAAGAGUAAGGUGAGGAGAGUUAGGGUCGUUGGACGUAGAGGACCUAUGCAGGCCGCAUUUACAAUCAAAGAGAUACGAGAACUUAUGAAUCUCCCAUCAGUCGAAUUUGAACCUGUCAAUGGGUCCUUAAUACCGGAAGAUCUCAAGGGUCUACCUCGGCCAUCACGACGAAUCAUGGAGGUUAUCAAAAAGGGUUCAAAAGCCACAGAACCUACCAAGAAAUGGUCAUUAGACUUCUGUCUCUCCCCCAAAGCCUUCGAUGCAAGUCCUACUAUCCAUUCUCAAUUGGGUAGCGUCUCAUUCGAAAAGACCACUCUCAAUCCAGACCCUUUCGAUCCCAACGCGAGAGCAAUAGGCACUAGCCAAAUGGUGGAUAUUUCUUCCUCGCUAGCUUUCCGUUCAAUAGGAUACAAAUCGGAGCCUCUUGCAGAAUUCUCAGAGUUGAACAUCCCUUUCAAUGACAAAUCUGGUACCAUACCCAACGACCAUCUAGGGCGUGUUGUGAAUGAAGACGGUUUGGUCACGCCUCUGAAGGGCAUGUAUUGUGCUGGUUGGGUAAAGCGAGGUCCUACUGGAGUUAUUGCUAGUACUAUGGCAGAUGCUUUCCAAACAGCGGAUUCGGUUGCCGAAGACUGGCACUCUCAUGCUGCAUUCCUCAACUCCGUGGACAAUGAAGCUCUCGGAUGGGAUGGUGUCAAGCAAGAGGCUGAAAAGAAAGGGUUGAGGAGGGUAAGCUGGCAAGAUUGGAAGAGGAUAGAUGCCGAAGAGAGACGGAGAGGUAGUGCCCAAGGGAAGGAACGAGAGAAGUUCACCAAAGUGGAAGACAUGCUUGCUGUCCUCGACUAA
Mollisia scopiformis is the source of this 1392-nucleotide messenger RNA. RefSeq names its product nucleotide-binding domain-containing protein. Lineage: Eukaryota; Fungi; Ascomycota; Leotiomycetes; Helotiales; Mollisiaceae. Gene Ontology annotation, cellular component: mitochondrion. The transcript is spliced from 3 exons. The record is from RefSeq and is a predicted model, not a curated record. Gene Ontology annotation, biological process: ubiquinone biosynthetic process. The coding region runs from base 1 to 1392 and encodes 463 amino acids.